Molecule: messenger RNA, 2507 nt
Organism: Mytilus californianus (California mussel)
Lineage: Eukaryota; Metazoa; Mollusca; Bivalvia; Mytilida; Mytilidae
Exons: 10
Coding region: 120-2303 (727 amino acids)
Cellular component (GO): extracellular region
Molecular function (GO): chitin binding
Source: RefSeq, a predicted model, not a curated record
UUGAAGAGGGCAGCUUAACUUUGAAAACGUCUGGCUUUCUUGACUUGUGACCGAAAGUCAUCGAAACUGUAGGUCUCUUAAAGAUUUAUUUAAAGUAUUAAAUUUCUAAAAAUUUAGACAUGUUAAAAUUAGGUGUUUUGACUUUUUUCAUUGUGUGUUUUGUAAAUGGACAAUUAACCGACAAAACGAGAAUUCCAAAUGCAUCUGGAUCUGACGUAGUAGAAGCUGUAGUGAAUUUGAUCAGAGAGGCAUGUAUCUUCCCAAAUGAUAAAUUGUACCUCAGAAGACUUGCCUAUGUUGAGAGCAUGGAUGGUUUGGAAGCAAAUACAUACAGACCAAAUUAUUAUGGAGGAAUUUGGCAGAUAGACCAGGACAUGUUCCAGCAAAUUGCAACAGCAAAAGUUCUAGAUGAUGCUAAGAAGAUGAUUAAACAGAGCAUAGGCAUCGAUUGGUCAAAAGUACAGUGGGUAGAUCUUGCAAAACCAUUAUACUCAGGACUUGCCGCCGCUCUGUUUACUCUGCUCAAAGCAGGAAACAAUGGAAUCCCACGUGGUAUCGAAUAUCAAGCCAAUUUUUGGGUGAACACUUCCAGACCUGGCCAACUUGCAAAUGUGUUUUUCACAAAAUCCAACAAAUUAGAAACAGGGUGUAAAAGAACAAAUGCCUUAGAUUUGGUAUUUGCCCUAGACAGUUCCACCAGUUUAGCUCCUCAAGAUUUCGAUGUAGCCAAGCAGUUUGUCAAAUCUAUUGUUGACUCAUUUGAGAUAAGUAGCGACAAAACACAGGUCGGCCUUAUCAGAUUUAGCACAACCGUUGAUGGAGGGUUUUACUUGAACCAACACACUUCUGCCGAUGGAUUAAAGAAGGCAAUCGACGGAGUGGUAUACAAAUCCGGUGGUACACACACCGCAGAAGCAAUUGAGUACGCCAUCAACAAUAUAUUUACAACCACUAACGGCGCCCGUUUAGGGUCAUCAAAGAUAUUGAUUCUUGUAACUGAUGGGCGUUCUGAAAAUGGAGUUGAGACUUUAAGACAAGCCAAACUUGCAAAAGCCAAAGGAAUAUCAAUAUUUGCUAUUGGAGUAACUGCACAGGUCGUCGAGAGAGAAUUGAAUGCCGUUGCUAGUCAACCUACAUGCACACAUGUCCAAGUUCUGAAUACAUUUGCCGACUUAGAUUCUCUUAAAGCAGAAAUAGAACAGGUGUCAUGCAAAGCCCCAGCAGUAUUGACGCCAAAUAAGUACGUUUACGGAUGUAAUAGUAAUGUUGCUGUUCAAAUUCUACCAAAUGUACAAGCCGGUACAACUGUCACGGUUAUGGUUGAUGAAGGACAGGUUGAUGUGUAUGGUUCCCUUGCAACUUCAAAUCCUAACGCCAUUAUCAAUGAUUUCAAUUCCAUGGCAACAAUCAGUGCAUCAACCUCCUUUUAUAUAAAAGGAGAUAAGGCAGUUUCCCUAGCAUUUGUCAGCAACAAAGCAAUUUCUUGCAAAACAAAUUUCACAGUUAAUGUUGAGCAAGGAAUGAUGGCCCAUAAAAAUGUUCACUUACUAUGCAUAGAGGAUAACAUCAUACAGAACUGUACAGCUGAAACAUUACAGAAAAGUCCUUUCCUCAUUGUUCCACCAGGAAGGAACAACUACCUAGGUUUAUGCAAUGCCAUACCAGAGUUCUUUGUCUUCCCAGAAAGAAAUGAUAGAUUUAUAUUCUGUGAUGGUCAAGGUCACUAUUUUAUUGUUCUUUGUCCUUUGGAUUCUAUCUUUGACUCCAAUGUUCUACGUUGUAUUCCCGGAAGACUCCUGUUGACUCCUAUAACAACUACAUCUAUGCCACUGACGUCAACUCUUACCCCCGUACCAACCACGGCAGUUCCUACUGGUGUUGUAGUGCCAACUGGUACCCCAAAGAACCCAUGCACACCACAGAAUCUUGCGCUCGGCCUAUACUUUUUCGAAUACCCAGGAAACAACCAGCUGUUUAUUGAGUGUUACAAUCUCCCUUACGUAGCCGUGGUUAAGAGUUGUGACGUACACCAUUAUUGGGACCAGAGGACCUUGACCUGCCUAUACAGACAAGUCGUCGUGGAUCCUACAAAGGGCGUUUACAGUGGUGGCAGUAAUCCAUGCAAUACUAUUCCAAAUCUCUUCUAUUAUCCAUUGCCUGAAAAAACAAAAUACAUUCAUUGCGAUGAUUUCGGAGAUGCAUUCGAGAAGACCUGCCCUAACAACUUUAUCUGGAGUCAACCAAUUUUACAAUGUAUUCCUAGAGGCGUGAUAUUCAGUGCCCCACCACCUGUUGGAAAGUAACAGAAAUAUACUCAUAAUAUAUAUAAACACUUUUUACAUGACUCCUGAUAAAUAGUUAAACAUUAAAUUUGAAGAAAAUCGUAAAUAUUCAUAUUUAAUAUAUGAAUGUCAAUUCAUACAUGUUGUGAUUGUGUUUACAAAGAGAUGUAAACAGAAUGAAUUGUGCAUUUUGUUUUGAAAGAAUAAAAAUUGUAUAUAAACUUU